Messenger RNA from Solea solea (common sole), 1760 nucleotides. It is a transcript of the gene hnf4b, whose product is annotated as hepatic nuclear factor 4, beta. Gene Ontology annotation, biological process: cell differentiation; anatomical structure development; positive regulation of transcription by RNA polymerase II. Bases 205 to 1431 code for a protein of 408 amino acids. The record is from RefSeq and is a predicted model, not a curated record. The transcript has 10 exons. Gene Ontology annotation, molecular function: RNA polymerase II cis-regulatory region sequence-specific DNA binding; zinc ion binding; nuclear receptor activity. NCBI's taxonomy places the organism in Eukaryota, Metazoa, Chordata, Actinopteri, Pleuronectiformes, Soleidae.
AAGAAACAAGCAAACAGACGGUGGCCACAUUUCACCACUGUCUGAUCACAGCAACGUAACAGUGACACAUUGAAAAGAUAAUAAAUAAUAGUAGCUUUGGUUUUAAAUGUUAUAUUUUAGAGAAACUGAGCUGAAGGUGAAACAGUUACAGUGGGAACUGGUGGAGUUUUGCACAUGGACCAGUUUUGAAGGCUCAUCAGGACCAUGAAGCUGACCGGGACAAUCCUGAACCUGGAGCUCACUCAUCGCAGCGCAGACACUGGACAUUUAAACAACACGAUGGUGACACCACUGCAAACAGUUACAACAGUGUCAGCACCAUCCCAGUCUGAAAGAGGAACAUCUCAGUGUUCCAUCUGCUCAGACAGAGCCACAGGUAAACAUUACGGUGCCUCCAGCUGCGACGGCUGCAAGGGCUUCUUCAGGAGGAGUGUUCGAAACAACCACACGUACAACUGCAGGUUUAACAGGCAGUGUACUGUGGACAAAGACAAGAGGAACCAGUGUCGCUACUGCAGAUUACAGAAGUGCAUCAAGGCUGGAAUGAGAAAAGAAGCUGUUCAGAAUGAGAGAGACUGCAUCAGCAUUCACCGAGCCAAAGGCCAGACUGUGGGCUCUCUGUGCAUCACUGUGCUGCUGCGGGCCGAGGCCAGCGUGCAGCAGCCCUCAGUGCUGCUCUCACCCCAGAGUCACGACAUCUACACCAAGAAGACGGCGUGCAUCGCAGAUGUGUUUCACUCCAUGAAGCAGCAACUCCUCCUGCUGGUGGAGUGGGCAAAGCACAUCCCAGAGUUCUGCAGCCUCCCUUUAGAUGACAGGGUUACUUUGCUACGAACCCACUCUGCAGAGCAUCUUAUUCUCGGGGCAGCGCGACGUUCUCUGCCUUACAACAAUCUCAUUCUCCUGGGAAAUGACUUUGUGAUCCCCCUGAGAGGUGCACAGAUCGAAGUGUCCAGAGUGGCCUUCAGAAUUCAGGAGGAGCUGGUCAAGCCUCUCAGAGAGCUGGACGUCACAGACAAGGAGUUUGCUGUCCUCAAAACGAUCGUCUUCUUUAACCCCGACUGUUCGGGCUUGAAGAGUCCUCAGCUCAUCCGAAAUAUACGUUUCCAAGCCCAACUGUUGCUAGAAGAAGCGACCUGUGAGCAGCGGGGAAGGUUUGGGGAGCUGCUGCUGAUCCUGCCUGCUCUGCAGAGUGUGGCCUGGCAGAUGGUGGAGACGCUUCAUUUAGCUCAGCUGCUGGGUGAAGCCAGGAUGGACAGCCUUUUACUCGAGAUGCUGCUGGGAGAGGAAGCCAAAACUCAACAUGAAACAAACAACGACACGACUCAAGCGCAGCAACGAGCUUCAGCUGAAAACUGCACCUCUGUCACGUCUGACGCUGCAACACCUCUUCCAAGUGGUUUCUCUGCUGCCCACACAGACCAGUGCUGACGUGCAGAGACACAGGGAUGAUACCAGAGACACCUGUCCACACCAAGGGACACAAGAGUGUUAUGAGACAACACACACACACACAGACUGACUGACGUACACACAGACUGACGUACACACAGACUGACGUACACACACACUGACGUACACACACACAGACGUACACACAGACUGACGUACACACACACUGACGUACACACACACAGACGUACACACAGACUGACGUACACACACACACACAGACGUACACACAGACUGACGUACACACACAGACUGAUGUACACACACAAACUGACGUACACACAGACUGACGUACACACAGACUGACG